Molecule: messenger RNA, 7277 nt
Organism: Bicyclus anynana (squinting bush brown)
Lineage: Eukaryota; Metazoa; Arthropoda; Insecta; Lepidoptera; Nymphalidae
Product: G-protein coupled receptor Mth2-like
Exons: 8
Coding region: 278-1828 (516 amino acids)
Biological process (GO): G protein-coupled receptor signaling pathway; cell surface receptor signaling pathway
Cellular component (GO): membrane
Molecular function (GO): G protein-coupled receptor activity
Source: RefSeq, a predicted model, not a curated record
UCAUGCGUGCUAGACGUACGACCACGAUUGCAAACAUUUGUGCGACAAAUCUUAUCUCUUAUCACAUUAAAAAUGAUACAUCGAAUUACCUCACGAGUACGACGAUAAACAUACGUACUCUGAUAAAGAUUACAAGGAGUCAUUGUGUGAAAAUUACUAUUAGUCAGAGACUUGAGACGAUAUAUUUUGAUUUUGUUUUUACAUUUUUUUUUUAAUAAACAUGUUUAAUUAAACAAAUUUAAUUGAAAUAAAAAGUUAAGUGUUAUUAUAAAGAGACAUGAUUGUGCUAUUUUUAAUAAUCGUGGGCACUGUUUUCGUGAAGUCAACUCCUUGCAGUAGAGACGAAAGUUUGAACAUAACAAACGGUAUCGCUUUUGAAAAUGGUUCGGUGUUUUACGAUGGUUUGGAAUACGUUGACGGGAGUUGGUAUGUUCUGGACGUUGAUGGAUCGGACGUCCGAUUCGGCUGUCCGUGCAUCGGACGCUUAUGCUUGUGGAAGUGUUGUGGGAUCGGACAAAUGUUCCUGAAUAGGACAUGCUCGGACGUAGAUGUCAGUGAGGCGAAUCCCUUCAAUCCGCCAGUGUUCAGAGGCCGGGAGCCUUCGACGGUGAUCGCUUACCAGCACUUCGUUUACAUGCCGAGACAGUCGUGCGAUAUGUACCUGGUGGAUUCAAAUUCGAGGGGCGAAGAAAUAUACUUACAAGAAAACGGGACGUUAUUUGAAAUAGCCAAUAACGUGCUACAAUGGCACUCCCCGGUGAGGUUCUGCCUCGACAUGAAGUUGGACGACAGCUCCCCCAAGUCCAGAUUAGUGGGAGGAGUUUGCUACCCGGACCAAAACUCCAACGGUGACAGCCCCGGACUUUUCAUCGCUUAUGGCGUCGGUCUAAUGCUCUCUGUGCCGUUCCUCUUGGCUACGUUCCUCGUGUACGCCUUCAUCCCGGAGCUGCGGAACCUUCACGGCAUGUGUUUGAUGGCGUAUUGCGGGGGGCUCAUCGUCGCCUACCCCUUCCUAGCCUACCUCAAGCUGCAUACUGGACAAGUCGGCGUGGCCAUGACUGGAUGCUACGUCAUAGCCUUCAUCAUUUAUUACGCAUUCCAAAGCAGCUUUUUCUGGCUCAACGUCAUGUGUUUCGACAUCUGGAGGACUUUCAGUGGUUAUCGAGGAGGCAGCUCAACCAAACGACGGGAGAAGAAACGGUUUGCAAUGUACGGCGCAUACGCGUGGGGUAUCCCGGCUUUGCUCACGGCGGUCACCAUCGGCAUGCAGUUCAGCACCAAUCUACCCGAUCAUAUCAUAACACCGGGUUUUGGGAAUCGUCGAUGCUGGUUCGACAACUGGAUGAGCGAGCUCGUGUAUUUCUUCACGCCGGUGUUUGUGUUAGUCGUAUGCAACGUGGUGCUCUUCUCCAUAACAGCGAACCGAAUACGAGCGAUCAGACAAGAGACGGCCAUUUUGAAGGGCUCUGAGUCGUCGCGAAGUGAUAAAUUGAAGAAGGAUAAACAAAGAUAUGGCCUGUAUUUGAAGCUAUUCGUGAUUAUGGGUGUGAACUGGAGUGUAGAAGUGAUCAGUUUCGCAGUGGGCGGCUCCAAUUGGUAUUGGAUAUUAAUUGAUCUGUCGAACAUAGCUCUCGGGAUAUACAUCUUCUUCAUAUUUGUAUGGAAAAAUAAAGUUCGCAGCUUAGUCGCUAAGAAAUGGCGAAGCAUUCGUGGCUUGCCCCCAGACAGCACAUUGGGCACCUGGGGGACCCGAUCCAGCUCAGCGCCCACUGAAGACACCAGGGUUUCUGCUGAAGAUUCAGGAAUGCGGCUUCGUGAAAUACGUUGAUAUAAUAAUCAAACUACAUACAUUUAGUUGAUCGGCAGACAGCGAAAGUGUGCUUUAGUUUUUUUUUUUUUUUUUUAUUCUUUACAAGUUAGCCCUUGACUACAAUCUCACCUGAUGGUAAGUGAUGAUGCAGUCUAAGAUGGACGUGGGCUAACUUGUUAGGAGGAGGAUGAAAAUCCACACCCCUUUCGGUUUCUACACGGCAUCGUACCGGAACGCUACAUCGCUUGGCGGUACGUCUUUGCCGGUAGAGUGGUAACUAGCCACGGCCGAAGCCUCCCACCAGCCAGACCUGAACAAAUUAAGAAAAUCUCAAUCUGCCCAGCCGGGGAUCGAACCCAGGACCUCCGUCUUUUAAAUUCCACCGCGCAUACCACUGCGCCACGGAGGCCGUCAAAAGGCCGUUUAUGAGAUAGGUACUCGGCAUUUACCAGUCUGGUAAGGUUGUUGAUGACAUCUCAUGAUAUGCGGGCGACGAGGGGCAAGACAGCGCGUGAAAUCGUGCGUGCGGGGAAGUGAGUCAUCAGUCGUUUUCAUUCAUCGCUACACGCCCCCCGGCCCGCGCGGACCAUCGGGAGUGUUAUGAAUGAAGUUGCCAAGCUAUAGUUUGAUUUUUGUUGUUAGUCGCCCGCCUAAUAUUGUAGUUAAAGAGUAGAGAAUCUAAAUUAGGACUCAUCAUAACUAUACUUCAGCCCUACUCGAUGUGUACUGUUUACCAACAAAGAAUUUAAAAAUGAGGGUAUAAAUCACUAGUCAUUUCACACCCAACAAUAAUUAUAAUUAACUUGUUCUUAUUAGUGAAAUAAAUUCAAUUAAUAAGCUUAGAUCAACUAAAUAUAAUUAAUAUAUAUUUUAAACUAGCGGACCCGGUCAAGCUUCGUUUUGACAUAAGUGCACUUAUUCUCUAUCCCUACUCUACCCUUCUAUACCUCUACCCCUACCCUACCCUUACCCUACCCCUCCUACCCCUACCCUACCCCUACCCUACCGCUUGACUCUUAAACGUUUGUAUGGGAAAUAGAAAAGGGUUGUUUUUAUGGUUUUCCCGGCAAUUAUACUAAUUUUUCUUACCUUUAAAACCUUCCCUAUACCUCCACGAACAUUUCAAGACCAAGAUAAGAUAAAUCCGUUCAGCCGUUCUCGAGUUUUAGCGAGACUAACGAACAGCAAUUCAUUUUUAUAUUUAUAGAUAACAUUUUAUAAUCAAACAAUGUAUGAUUUAAAUUAAAUAAGUUAUAAAAAUUACGCGUUUUCUACCUUCAUUUCUAAUUUGUUUAAAACAGUACACAUCGAGUAUAAAUCGUGAUAUUAUGAUGUGACUGAAGUAUAAUUGAAAUAUUUUAAGUAACUAUUAAUAAUAGUUUGGCCUGGAAUUUAAAAUAGAGGGCCUAAUGGCAGUUUGAUACUGUGACGAUCACGUUAACGUAAACGCGAAUUUCCAAGGACUUGAAAUAACGCCAUCUAGUGGUACUACUGCACAACUGUUUCAAUUCCAUUUAAAUUCGCGUUUACGUUAACGCGAUAGUAACAGAUUGGUACAAGGCGGUUUUAAUUCUGAUCUAAUUUCUAGUUAUGACACUAAUUAAUAUUGUAGGUACAGGCGAAAGUUUGUAUGGAUGUUUAUUAAUAUUGCACGCAAACUACGAAAUGGAUUUGACUGAAAUUUUAAAUGGAAAUAGAUUAAAUAAAAAGGCUUCUUUUUAUUCCAGAAAACUAAAUGGUUUUCGCUGGUUCUGUGAAUUUCACUACAAUUUAGUCAGUAAAAUAUUAUCAAUUUUAUCAAUCGGAUCAUAUUAUUUAAUUUAGAAGGAUUGGAGACACAGUCAUUACCUCUUUUAUUUACGUAGGACUUUGCUAGUCACUUUUAUAGAAUGUUUUAAGAUGAUUUUAGACGUAAGUUCACUUACAUAAGUUAAGAAAAUUAAUAAUAAAAGUAUCUACUGCACUCCAAAAUGCGAAAUAUUCAUAUACCUUUAAAUAAUAAAUCUUAUUGGAAUAUCAGUUUCUACUAAUAAUUUUUUAAUAAGGCUGAUUGUCAUAUAAUAUUUACAAAAUCACUAUUACCGUUAUAGAACAUAGAAUUAUUUUUUUACUAAAGCAUAGAUAGUAGGUAUAGGUACCUAAUGAAGUACCUAAGGAACAAAAAUAAUAUAAGUUUCGUGCUCAGACCAAUUAUAGAAGGACCUGUUUCGCACUCACAGUCACCAACAAAAUUGUCCGUCAUUUUCUGAGGAAAACGAGCUUAGAUUUUGUAUAUAUCUUAUACUAAACUAAAAGUUUUUGCCCGUUUUUUACACAACUCAAUUAUAUCAAAAGGUAUUUUUACGGAGCUCUUUAACCGCCGAACACGAUUACAACUAUUUAACAUCGAUUCUACAGCCACAGUUUUUAUAAUCGCAUUAGAUUGUUGAUCAUAUACUUUGACAGAAAAGUAACGUCUAGCGAGGCAGGUUCUAUACAAUAAUUGGUCUGAGGUUUCGUGGUUUCACUAUCUAAUUUUUUUACUUAUAACAAUAUAUGUAAGUAGGUACGCGUAGUAUUUUUUUCAUUCCUUACAAGUUAGUAAGAUCACUCCUGAUAGUAAGUGACGAUAUAAUCUAAGAUGGAAGUGGGCUACCUUGUUAGGAGUUGGAUGAAAAUCUACACCCCUUUCGGUUUCUACGCGACAUCGUACCGGUACGCUAAAUCGCUUGGCGGUACGUCCUUUCCGGUAAGGUUGUAACUAGUCACGGCUGAAGCCUCCCGCCAACCACACCGUGACUAAUUUAGAAAACCUCAUUCAGCCCAGCCGAGGAUUGAACCCAGGACCUCUGUAUACCUAUGCCUAGUUAUUUAUCUACUCGUACGUAAACCUUGAAAUGUAAUCUGUUUACAAAGGUAAUUGAAAUAUCAAAUACAUUUUGUUUUUUUUAAAUUUUGAUUCCCAGAGCUCGGGUCAGUUUUAGGCGUAGCUAGAUAACCAAAGGCCCUGGUGGCAUCUAAGCAUAUAAUUAUUAUGCAUUUACCUUCAUAACGGGCGAAGAAUUUAUCAUGAAUCACUUAAUCUUUUAUAUACUUAAACUGAAGGUUUUAUUAAGUAAAAAAUAUAUUCAUCAGCUCUUUUUGUUUUCGAAAUUGUCUAAGUUCAGUUUGAUCGCGAUUUUCUAGUAAGGAUUCGAGGGUCCCCUUAGGUUGAGGGCCCCGGUACAUUAGCCCCUGGGUAGUUCCGCCAUUGGUCAGUGUAGGAUUUCAUAUUUUCUAAAUGGGCCCAACCGAUUUAGAAAAUAUGAAAUCCUCGUUCCUCUUUCUACGAUCGCUAAUGCUUCGAAAACUAGAAAAAUGUAUGGGAAUGACAUUUGCUAUUGACAGGUCACGUGAUCAUGAUCUGUCAUUCCCAUAAAUUGUUCUAGUUUUCGAAGCGUUAGCGAUCGUAGAAAGAGAAUCGACGUGCCACUUGGCUACAGGGGCUGAGCCUAUCUAGAAAAUAUGAAAUACUAUCAGCAGAUAUAGUCUGGUUGUACUUACACAUCGGCCGUCGGCGCUCUACAGCCAUAGCCAAGUGAUUUAGCGUUACGGUACGAUGGCCGCGUAGAAAUUAUCUUCUUAAUACUUAAAUCAUAAUAAUUAUUAAGUAAGUAACGUAAAUAAUUUAGGUUUAUUAUUCACAUAUCGUUUAAACGUAUAAGUACGAACAUCUAUGCCUAUAAUUUAAAAGUUAGAAUUACCUAUACUAAUUGUAGUUUGGGUCAUUUGUACGUACUUGUACCGAAUCGUAAAUCUAUGUACUCAUUCCAAUACGCCUUUGGAAAAUUAUGUAGAUUUCCAGUGACCGUUAUUUGAAUAUGGGAGUGUUUAAGCCUCUGUUGAGAAAGCUUUUAGGUAAUUAUUUAAGUAAUGAGUAUAGACAGUGUGUCCAGUCUCAAGACGUGAUGAAUUAUUAUAAAUAGAUUGGCUAUAUAUAAUAAGGGGCUGGCUAUAUAUAUAUAGCAUAUAUCUAUAGACUAUACAUAUAUAUUACCUACAUAGUUAGAAUAUUGUUUAAGUAUAUUUAUUUAAAUUUAAUAUAGUACCUAUAUAUUGUAGUAGACUUCUCUUUCUCUUCCCCACUUUCAACCCCCAGAACUUUUGAAUGGCUCAACCGAUUUUCAUCAAACAUAUCUGAGAACACUCGCCCAUAUAAAAACACCUUUCAUAUAAAAAAAAAACUAAAUUGAAAUCGCUUCAUCCGUUCGGGAGCUAUGGUGCCAUAGACGGACUGACAUGUCAAACUUAUAACACCACUCUUUUUGCGUCGGGGGUUAAAAAUAAAACAUUUAAUAUUGUAGUAUUAUUUUCUUGCUAUCCUAGUGAAAAAUAGUAUGUAACACUAAACAUACCUCGUAUAUUUAAGAGGUAUUUUUUUAUUUGUAUACGUAUCUAGUAUUAAUAUUGAUUACCUCAUCGGAUCGCUAGCUCUGAGUACUAAUAAUUGCGACAAGGCAAUUAUUAGUACCUUAUCGCUCUAGCCACGGGACAUUCGCCGUGAUAAAUUUUCGCGCGGUUUGAUUGUCGAAAUGUCAACAAGCGAUAGAAAUGGCGCAAAAAUUCGCCAAAGCGAAUUUCUCGUGGCCAGGUAUCUGCUGACUCAGAUAGAGUUUGGAUUGGUACACUGUAGGUGUGUAUGAGAUAAAAUAAGUUUAAUGUAAGCAGUGGCAUGCACAAGGUUUUAAACUAGGGUAUGCACUAUAGGUGCAAAUUAGUAAAAUGAAAACUUCCUUCACCAAUACAGGUCCGUAUUGAAUCCUCAGGGUGUGCACUGCGUUUAUGCAUCUAUGAAGUGCACGCCACUGAAUGUAAGUUGAGUGCCUAGGUAGGUACUUCUAACUACUUCAGGGCCUGUAGCCAUUGUUAGCACGUCGAUUCUCUUUCUACAAUCGUAAACGCUUCGAAAAUAAAAAAAAAUGUAUGGCGAUGACAUUUACUAUCGACAGGUCACGUGAUCAAGUUAUCGAUGGGACAUGUCAUUUUUAAUAAUCGUUAGCGUUUGUAGAAAGAGAAUUGACAUGCUACAUGGCAACAGUCCCUUGGUCUUGUUGAUUUAACUUAAAGUUAGUCUACUUACAGUUUAGUUAGUUUUUUAAGUACGGGUAGUAGGUAGAUUUUCAGAAAAAUCAUUCUUGCUGUCAUCAUCACCCGCCCGCGGGACUGUUGUCGUGCCCACUCCUAACACAGUAUUUUCUUACUAAUUGGAGGGGAACGGGAAUUUUGGUCAUAUUUGAAAUAUAUGAAAAUUAUAUUAUUUCAAAAAUAUUUAAAAAAAAGCGUGUUUUUAGGUAAGUGCAUAUUAUGAGGGGUUUAGAAAUCAGCUUCAGCUUUAUGUAGGUAAAUAUAUUUUAUAUUUAAGGAGCUUCACGUACUUAUAUAAUAUUAUGUUAUAUGUAUUUUGAAACCUGAUUAUUUGUAAUUUGUGUAAUAAAGUGUUUGCUUACAA